Messenger RNA from Symbiodinium sp. CCMP2592, 3510 nucleotides. The record is from the annotation of a GenBank genome assembly. NCBI's taxonomy places the organism in Eukaryota, Dinophyceae, Suessiales, Symbiodiniaceae.
AUGAUGUUUCCACUGGGUCGCGCAGCACAGCGCACCGACAAGAGACCUUUGCUUGCCGAACUCCCUGAUUAUGCCGUGGCUCACAACUUUGGCUUGGAGCAGCAAUCCGCUGGGUCGCGUGACGACCACCAAGCAUUGGACGCUGGCAUCCGCGCUAAUGGGCUCAUGAUCCGGGAGACGAUCGCGGAUGGUGAUUGCGGGUUGCACGCCAUUCUUCUUAACCUUCAGCGGUUACGGAUUCAGACGGAGCCUGCAGCUGGCAUCUUGUCCCUUCUUGAAAAGAAGGGUUUGGACUCUGCGUGCCAGGCACUGCGCCUCAACCUAGUUAUCUGGCUGAGGGAUCAUCAGGCGGAGGAGCUGAUGCCGGAUACCAGUCUUUCUGACUGGGUGCAGAUGGACGGCUACAGCAGUUUCAGUGCUUAUAUGAAGCAUAUGAAAGUGGCCAAAACUUGGAUUGAUAGUCCGAUGCUUUAUGCAGCAUCUGCUGUGUUUCUGCUUCAAUUCGUCAUCUUCCUGGACGACGGUCGGGGUCAUUUGCUGGCCGCCCAGGUGGUUCAGCAGCAAGAAUCGGGCCAUGUAGCAUUGAUGACUAACAUCGGGAGAUGUCACUUUCAGGCAUUGCAGCCGCUUCCUCCCGAGAAUUUCUCUCUAUGUUCAAGCACUGCAGACGAUUUACGGCUGUACGUGCCGGAGACACAAGAUGAUGCUGAGUCUGCUGAGGACUCUGCAUCGGAUGCGACGGAUGGAGAAGCCACCCCUGUGCCUGAACAGAACAGUCAUGCUGAAAAGACAAUUCGAAUGUGCCAGGCACUUAUAAACUGGGACCCUUUUGCUUCUACCUGUGAUCCCCAGCUUCCUGACCUUCUGAAGUCGCUGGAGAAUACCGAUGAGCCAUCGGAAGCAUUGUCGCAAACAUUGCAAUGGAGGGCCGCAGUCAAACUUCUGCAGCAUGAGGAGUUCGACAGAGCAGAAGUUGAUCGAUCCUUCCAUCUGGAACUGGCAAGGAUCAAUGUCCUUAAAAGGACAACCCCGGCUGGACAAAAGAUGUUAUACGUGAAAUCCCGGACUUUGGGGCCCAAGCUGACACUGCCAGCCAUCAAGAAAAGCCUGGUGCCUCCUUGCCACAAGAACAACACAUGCCAUACCUGUCUAGACCCCUUCCGGAGUUGCCCGAAACUGGUCUUGCGUUGGCGAAAGAUGUGGUACAGCCUGCCGAAAGCGGACAGACAGGAACGUCUCGAGCGGUUUUUUGCAACAGCGAAGCAGCAGCAGGAAGCGGAAGGACAAGAUGAAUUCCGAAUGCCUUUCAGUGUUUUCGGACAGAGCGUCUGCAGGGAUGCGUUCAUACGCAUCACAGGUAUCCAUGCACACACGCUUCAGAGAGCUCGAUCGGCUGCUGUGGCUGGUGUUUCGCACCAGUCCGAGAUCGCUGCGUGGCGAUCGCGCAGGGCACCGGCCUACCUCGAUUGCAGAGCCUGGCUUCUCGAUUAUGCCCGUAUCCACGCUGACACCAGCAGACACCAGCAGAAACCAUUGGAGGAAGUGGCGGGCUUGAAGUACUUCCUCAAGGUUUGGAGGACGGAGCUCCCGUGGAUAAAGCGCCGACCUACAGCUGGCCCCUUCACCCACUGCGGUCUGUGCGAUUAUCUGAAGUGGACGAUGGCCCGCUGCUCGGACAGAGGCGGCCGCGAGAAGCUGGCGGGCCUGCUUGGGGAGCACUUCAAGUUCCAGGCCGCGCAGCGUGUCGCGAUGUCGCAGCUGUUCAAGGAGAGUGAGGCGCGCCCUGAUGAACUGAUUGCAGUGGCAUGGGACAAGAUGGACCAGGCGAAGACCAUCGUGCCACGUGUUGUGUCAUUGGCCAACACACAGUUCAUGAAAGGCGGUGCUCGCCUGGUGGUUUCCUUGAUUGGCGUUCUCGCACCCUGUCUCUUCAAGCAACCCCUGCUGUACACCAUUCUGGAAGAUCAGGUGCACGGCGGCGACAUGGUGGCUAGUUUGAUGCUAGAUGUUCUCGAGGAAGCUGUGGGCAUCAAGGGGCAGCUGCCAACGAGGUUCUUCAUUCAAGCCGACAACACUGUCAAGGAGACGAAGAACACGAUUGCAUUGUUUGCAGCGGCGUGGCUACUGAUACAGCUCAAAGGCACGAGGCUGACCUGCAUUGAAUUUGGCUACUUAGUUGUGGGUCACACCCACGACUUGAUAGAUGCCAUGUUCGCAUACAUCUCGAAGGCUCUGGCUGGACGCGACUUCUACAGCGUUGAUGAGAUGAUAGGCAUUCUGCAAAACAGCAUGAAGAAUCCGCCUUUCUGGAAACACUUGCGCGACAUUUACAGCUUCAAAGCUGCUCAGCCUCACAGCCUUAGCAGCAAGAGGGUGAAGGGCAUCUCGCAGCCCAAUAAUGUGCGCAUCUUUUGGGGUCCUGAUGGCAAUCUGCUUGUCCAGUCCAAACAUUGGCUGACUUCCGAAUCUUGGGGCGAAGCGUUGGUCCUGUUGGAUCAGACAGAGGUCACUCGAGUGGGCCACCUGUAUCCCGACAUUGUGGAGCCUGCAUGGGACGAAUCUUUCUUGAGAACUUCAGAAGGUUUCUUUCAGAAGUUGGAAGACUUGUUUCUUGGCGUGAGAUCGGAAAAGUUGUCGGUUGGUAUUGUUAGCUUUUGUGCUUGCAUUCAAUCUUUUGCAGCAGGGCCAGGUUUGUUCAGUAUCACUGUUUGGCCCUCCCUCCGAAAGCCAAGGUUGUCUGCAGCUUCGUUUUCGACGGAUGGUAUCCAGAAGUGCCGAGCCUUGUUGAGACACGAGAACCCGUCCUUCAUGCCGUCAGGGCGAACACUUGGAGACCGCGUGAUCGCAUUGCGAAGACGCAUAGACUCCAAUCCGGCACGGCCAGCAGCGAGUGGCUUCUCAGAAGGCCUUCGAAAAGCAAUGGCAGCUGCGUUUCCUGGAUCUUCAGCAAGUGUCCGCGACGGGAAGACUGGACUACUCACAAUUGCCGGGGCAGAGAGCUCGGACCAGAUGGGUUUUUGCCAAGACGAGCUGGAAACAGGCAUGAUCGUGCUCUUCUCAUGCACGAGGCACGCAGACUUGCCGUGUCGCGUCGGCAAAGUGCUCCGAAUUCUGCGCGAGUUCGGUUCUGACCCCACGGCUGUUGUGGAGACUUGGCAUCCUGUAGUUAAUCCAAGCAAAUAUGAUCGCGUCCAUGUUUUUGCUGCAUGGGCCCCAGCUGGCCGUGAUGGAGCUGCCGAGGGCUCGAAACGCAAACGAAGCAGGCCAGAGCUACCCUUGCGCACAAUUCCCCUGGGAGAUGUUCUUGUUUGGCCGCUGGAUUUGGAAAAGAAGGAAGAUCAGGAGCAAUCGGACCAGAGCGGCAAGGUGCCCUUGCCGGCUUUUCAUUUCAUGCGCGAGGUGCGCAUGGUAGAUGUGAGCCCAAAGCGCUUUAGUUUCAGCAAGAGAGGGCAGGCCUUCUACCGAGAGGUCGUGAAGCGCACUGCGGAGUACAUGCGUGCCGGGGAAUAA